AUGAGCUCUAGAGAUGCCGUGUUCGUCAUGGACAAAGUGCGCAAACGCGUUGCCGAGGCCUGUGCCUUUUGCCGCCGGAGAAAGAUCAAGUGCAGCGCGGAAAGGCCCUCGUGCGUGGCAUGCAAGACGUACAACAAGAUUUGCAGUUAUGAGGGCGGCCGAGACACCCCGAAUGCCGCCCGCACACGGCAGCCCAAGCUACCCGUCUCCGUGACUGCCUCCAGUCCCACCAACGUGACUGCCGUGUGCGGCCCUGCAGUUACCGAAAACCUCCCACAUGUUAACUCUGGUGGUGAACGGCCGGUCAGCGUUUCUCGCAUCAUCACCGAGAGAGGCAUGUCAAGCUACCACGGCCGGACCAGCACUUUGUUCGACGAAAAUGUCCACUAUGACCGUCCUGUAGCCGAAGCACAGCCCAAAAUGCCAGAACAAUGGAUCGAAAAUGGUCUUGUUGCUGAGGCCACACGUCAGCGUCAACUUGAAGACUUCAAUCUUCGAGGACAAACUCUAGACUUUGAUGGCGUUGAUCCUGACCUUGGCAUGCACUUGCUGAAUUUGCACUGGAAUCGGCAGCAUCAUUCGUUUCUCGUUACCUACCGACCAGCCUUUAUGAGAGAUAUGGCUUGCGGCGGGCCCUAUUUCUCGAAGCUUCUCCUUAAUGCUAUAUACUUUGGGGCUUCUAAGUUCUCCUCGCGACAUAAAGAAGUUCGCAGAGUUACCGGGGACGUGCGAACUGCGGGAUGGCAGUUUCGAAAGCGCGUCCGUCAACUCUUGGGAGAAGCCCUUGAUCGGAGUGAGAUUACCACCAUCCAAGCACUGCUUGUCAUGACGAACUCUCUAUUUGCUCUGGGCGACGAACGAAGUGCAGCUUGGACGUAUGCAGGGAUUGCAUUUCGCAUGGUUGUUGAUCUAGGAUUACAUGUAGACACACUCGACCUCGCAAGUACUUCAAGUCUAUCAAACGAAGACUACGAGAUUCGAAGACGCGUAUUUUGGGCUGCAUUUGAUAUGUUGUCCUCUCUUCCACCUAGCACCUAA
Messenger RNA from Ascochyta rabiei, 1038 nucleotides. RefSeq lists its product as uncharacterized. The record is from RefSeq and is a predicted model, not a curated record. The coding region runs from base 1 to 1038 and encodes 345 amino acids. Gene Ontology annotation, molecular function: zinc ion binding; DNA-binding transcription factor activity, RNA polymerase II-specific; DNA binding. NCBI's taxonomy places the organism in Eukaryota, Fungi, Ascomycota, Dothideomycetes, Pleosporales, Didymellaceae. Gene Ontology annotation, biological process: DNA-templated transcription; regulation of DNA-templated transcription. The transcript is spliced from 2 exons.